AUGGUCAGUAAGGAACCCAGCAAAUGCGCACUCACGACCUCGGCGAGUGAAGUGGAGCCUGCCGCCUGCCUGGCCCUGGAGAUGAAAUAUGCCCUGGAUCCCAACCGGCAGAUUAAGAAGCGUAAUAAAGCCCUGCAGGUGCGGUUUAAGGAUAUCUGCGAGGCGCAGAACGAGCAGAGGGACACGCAGCUCUCCUCGGGACAGCUGGGCGACAAGCCGGCGUCCUACAGGGCCACCUACCGCAAAUACAUGACCGUGCCCGCUCGGAGGUCCAUCCCCAACGUCACCAAGAGCACAGGUGUGCAGACCUCGCCAGACCUUAAGAAGUGUUACCAGACUUUCCCUCUGGACCGCAAGAAAGGGAAUCUCAAAGGCAUCCCGGCCGCCGAUGCCUUUAAAAGUCAAAACAAUGGGUUUGUAAUUGAUGCUAAAGAGAAGCGUGAGGAAGGGCCCGGGGCGGAGGCCCAGCAGUGGGGCGCGCAUCGGGCUCAGAAGGCGGCGGCGUUGGUUUUCCACUCCGAUGAGCACGUGAACGCGCUGGACCAGCCCGCCGGGGUCAACUGCGCAGAGCCAUGCAAAACCCCCGACCUGCACCGCUGCCGAGAUGCUCCUCUCCAGAUCUCCACGCGUCCUCCCUCCCAGGAGCCCGAUGACCAGCUGCACGGGAAAGCAGAGCGCGACCGGGCGAACCCAGACGCCGAGGAACCCGCCGCAUCGGCCCACGGGACGGUGUUUAAGACAGAGGUGGCCACCGUUUACGCACCUGCCCCCGGCGCUGGCGCCCCCGAGCUGGCCUUGUCGAACUCCGCCCCCUCGAGCGAGUGGUCCCUCUGCCCCGUGGCCGACCAGGAGCGGAGGAAGGCCUCACAGGCCAAUGGGCUCCAGGCCCCGCCCGACGCUGCCCUGGCCUGCUCGCUCCCGAUGCAGUGCCUGUCCCCCGAAUGUAGUGAAGCGUCCCUGCAGACUCAGGCCCCCCCGGGGCAGGAGCACCAGCCUUGUCCGACAGCGCUCGCUGUGGGUGAAGAAUGCCAACAAAUCGUGCCUCAUACGGAAGUGGUGGAUCUGAAAGCACAGCUUCAGAUGAUGGAGAACUUAAUCAGUUCAAGCCAAGAAACCAUCAAAGUGCUCUUGGGGGUCAUUCAGGAGCUGGAAAAAGGAGAGGCCCAUCGGGAAGGGCUUUCAUAUCGGACUGGGCAAGACACAGCUAAUUGUGACACAUGCAGGAACAGUGCAUGUAUUAUCUAUAGUGUGGAGCUAGAUUUUAAGCAGCAAGAAGACAAACUCCAGCCAGUUCUGAGGAAACUCCAUCCUUUCGAGGAAACUCAGGUCGCACACUCGCCUUACUCUCAGGAGACUUACUCAACUCCCAAGCAAAAACCCAAAACUGAAUCUAAAAAGCAUGGACGAUGGAAACUCUGGUUCCUUUAA
Messenger RNA from Mesoplodon densirostris (Blainville's beaked whale), 1428 nucleotides. RefSeq names its product inhibitory synaptic factor 2A (gene INSYN2A). NCBI's taxonomy places the organism in Eukaryota, Metazoa, Chordata, Mammalia, Artiodactyla, Ziphiidae. The record is from RefSeq and is a predicted model, not a curated record. The transcript is spliced from 3 exons. Gene Ontology annotation, biological process: inhibitory postsynaptic potential. The coding region runs from base 1 to 1428 and encodes 475 amino acids. Gene Ontology annotation, cellular component: postsynaptic density.